AUGUGGGGAUAUGGAGGGAAAUUCUAUUGGCGAAAGAGGAACAACGGAGGAGGAAGCGAAGCGAUCGUGGUGGUUUUCGCUUGGAUGUCGAGCGAAGAACGCAAUCUCAAGAACCAUGUCGAUCUCUAUUCUUCUCUUCAAUGGGAUUCACUCGUUUGCCAUUCUCAAUUUCUCAACAUGUUUCUCCCAGAUAAAGCUGCGGAUUUAGCUUCUAAUCUUGUAUCUGAACUUGUCAAGGAGCUUAAAGCAAAGCCACUUCCUUUAGUGUUUGCCUCAUUCUCAGGUGGUCCUAAUGCUUGUAUGUAUAGGGUUCUUCAAAUACUUGAAGGACUAUGCGAAACAGGACUGAAUCAGGAUGAUUGUAGAAUGGUUAGAAAUUGUAUCUCAGGGUUUAUCUACGACUCAAGUCCUGUGGAUUUCACAAGCGACUUGGGAGCUCGAUUAGCGGUGCAUCCAAGUACGCUCGGAAUGUCUAAACCACCUAAACCGUUUGUGUGGGCAGCGAAUGGUAUUGCUUCGAGUCUCGAUUAUGUUUUCCUCAACAGGUUCGAAUCACAGCGAGCCGAGUUCUGGCAGACUCUUUACUCUACUAUAAGCAUGAGAGUUCCUUAUCUCAUUCUAUGCUCUGAAAAAGAUGACCUCGCUCCUUAUCGAACUAUACACAAUUUCGCCACACGUCUCCAAGAACUAGGAGGAGAUGUGAAACUCGUUAAGUGGAAUGAUUCACCUCACGUUGGUCAUUAUCGGUAUAACCAGGUCGACUAUAAAGCUGAUGUAUCCGAGUUCUUGUCAAGAGCAAUGUCGGUUUACUCGCAGAAGACAAGAAGAAGUCUCGACAGAGAAACUAUGAAAGAAACUCAAUGCGAUGAUGCAGAGCCAAUCCAGAGCUUGGGGCAAUCAACCUCCGGUCUUAACCGAAGCUUCAACGGCACACCACUUGUCACGACCGAUCAUUUCUUCGUGCCUAGCACCGUAGGUUACUACGUGGGCAACAGUGGUUCUGUGCAAGAUGAGCACAAACAAGAUCUUAUUCGUUUGUCCAGCGCUCAAUCGGACGACGCCGUUAUGCCCAAUGGAGUUCUUGGCCAAAUCUUGUUUGAUGUUUAUAUCCCCAAGAAUGUUGAGGAUGAUUGGGAUGUCAAGUUAUCGGAAACCGGACGGUCUAGGCGGAGACCAGGGAUGAGGUUUAUACGUAGAUCGAGAUUGUAA
Messenger RNA from Microthlaspi erraticum, 1209 nucleotides. NCBI's taxonomy places the organism in Eukaryota, Viridiplantae, Streptophyta, Magnoliopsida, Brassicales, Brassicaceae. The record is from the annotation of a GenBank genome assembly.